AUGGCUCCCUGUGUCCCUCUUCACGUCAAGCGCCUCGCCGAAAAUAUCAAUACAGAUAUGGAGAAAGCUAUUGUCGACUUCGAAAAAGAGCAAUGGCGCGAGGCUAUGGAGCUAUUCAAGGAAAGCAGCGAUAGAGACGAGAGCCGUACCGCCAGCUUCCUGAGAGAAUGGGACCGACCGACAGUAGUCAAGGAGUUCUUCGAAAACACGAAGCGAAGCGCUGAUAAAGAGUAUUCGCCUCGCUUUGGUCGGAUACUGGAGAAAAUUGAGGUCGCAAUGACGGCCGGCGACAUCGCUAUGAAGGGUGCUCCAGAAUCUGUCGGGCUAGCAUGGAUGGGCGUCAGGAUGUGUCUGUCAGCACUCACAGAUGAUCAUACCACGUUCUGCAUCUUUGGUCAGGCUUCCAUGGAUAUACUGGGCAUCAUGAUCUCAUGCGCCGUUUUCUCCAGGAUCCUCCUUCGCUCUGCUACUGACAAAUUCACUGAGAAACUCAAAUUCAUGCAAAGCCAUGACGAGCAGAUGAGCAAGUUCGCUACAAUAGCUUCCCAGCAAUUUUUGGAUUACAACCAACGCGCUGUACAUGAUUCACAAAAGCUCAUGACAAGCACUCUAGACGGCAUCAAAGCGCAACUCGACGAGAACCUACGACUAAGAGAAGCCCAAGCCGAAGAUUUUCACGCCCUUCGAACCUUAUUCGCCGACAUGAACAAAGAUAUGACUCCACACGACGUGGCUUUGAAACAUUUCGAGCAAAACAUGCGCAAACUGAAAGCCACGAGCGAUCAGCGGGUUGAACUCCAUGCCAAGAUCGCUCGAAGACUACCAGAACAGACAUGUACAUGGAUUUUCGAUCAACAUAACUUCUGCGAUUGGUACGAUUCAGCUAACAGCGCAAUGCUCUGGAUCUCAGGCGGCCCGGGAGUCGGCAAAUCCAUCCUCAUGGCUGCAAUUAUCGAUGAACUUCAGAGACGAGCAAAAACACUGGACAAAGCGAACAAGCUCGUGACCCAGAGGUUAGGUGCAUCUGGGAAGCAGAGUCUAGCAAAAGCAGGCGAGAGCACUAACUUUGCCAAUGUCUUUAGUGCGGAGUUCGCGAAUGUGUUCAAAGGUCUGGUCGCUCUGUUAGAUCGCCAGGUGUUUGCAGUCAUCGAUGCAUUAGACGAAUGUACCGAUCGUUCAAUUGGCUUUGUAGAGACACUAAGCGCUAUGGGCGAUGCUUGUAAUUCGCGCCCAGGACCAAAAGUCAUCGUUUGCAGCCGGCCUGAGCAGGACAUCCAGGACGCAUUGAGCCGAGUGCCGACAAUCCUGGUCGAAAACAACAACGGACCUGAUAUCAAGUUGAACGCCGAACGCCAACUUUCUAGCUUAAGCGGAUGGUAUGUGCAAGAGAAGCAACUGGCAUGCGAUAAGAUUGUCAAACAGGCAGGUAGCUACUUCCGAUACGUUGACCUGGCAUUAGAGUUCCUGAAGCAACCUUGGCAACGUCCGCUGAGCACACAUCUAGAACGGCUGCCCGAAGGUGUGGAUGCAUUCUAUGAGCAGAUCAUACAGACCACGCCUCCAGCAUACGUUGAGCUACUACGUUGUAGCCUAACAUGGACAAUUCUUGGCGGUGGUUCUGUUCGCGUGCCCGAGGUCAUCGAUGCAUACAGUCAGAUCUACACAACUGCAGGCAUUUUCGAGCACGAAGCAGUGGAAGAAGAAAAUGUUUCAGAAUUGCAGAUACACCAGAUUCGAGCAGCAAGUGUGAACUUACUCUUGGUUGAUCCGGAAUCCUUGGUCAUACAAGAGCGGCACAGCACUGUCUCCGAUCACUUCUUGUCAAGAACUAAGAGAGACGAAGAAGCAAACCUCGAUCCUGGUUCCAUAUGUGCGAAGUGCGAAAAGAGCGUAAGUGUUGUCAACCGCUUUGACAUAUCCGAGAAGUUUGGACAUAUCUCGAUCGCGAGCACAAUCUUUGUCGCUGAUGAGAAAGCAGUACAACAUUUGAUGAAUGAGGGUUUCAGAAAAAGAUAUCUUGUACCCCAUGAGGAGGCUUCAGCAGAAGACGAACCUACUCUCAAAGAUGCGGAUCCAGAACUGAGCCAGAAAACUACCGUCGGAGCCCCCGAGGUUACAGGCAUAGACUGCAAUGAAGCAAACGACUCAGAAGACAUGGAAAAGCGCCUUGGAGAAGCACACAUGGCGCAGAAACGUGACAAGCUUGAUGAAAAUCCAGGGCCAGAUCUGAAGGAAUCGAUCUUCGAGGGAGACCAUUCGGACCCCAUAUCGGACGUGGAACAAACGGAUGAUGAAAAACUUUUCGACCUCGCCUCGGAAAUGGGCACCGUAGCAGACAGUGAUGUGGAUCAAGCUAGCCCCAUGUACCAGCCGUUCGAAGGCAAGCUCCCAGGCGAGUUCCGCUACGAGAUAACAUAUUGCCACUAUCAUUUGACGAAGGUUGAAGAGCUAUGGCAACCUAGAGACAGACAGGGCUCGACGUGGCACAAUUUCGAGGCACUGCGCGAUGCGUUCUUCCAGGAUGAGUCAGUUUUCUUCCAAUCAUGGUCUAACCUGUUGCAACAGGGUAACUGGGGUUGGUCGUGGCCCUCACAGGCUCUGCAUUGUGCUGCAAGACUUGGCCUCACCACUCUUGUGGAGCGCCUUAUCUCUAGAGGAGCUGACAUAUUCAAGCGCGAUACCAUGUACAACGUCAUGGACCAUGCGGUCAUAUACUAUGGCAAAGCCAAAGAGGACGAGGUUUCGAAAGCGAACGGUCUACGUUUAUUUGAAACUUUGUUUCGUGCUGGCAUUGAUGUCAACAUGAGAGGCGAAGAAGAUGGAUAUGAGUUCCUGACUUUUAGGUUCUUGCUGGUUCAGAAUCCAGAUAUAGAUGCAGUGGAGCUCUUCUUGAAGUAUGAGGCCGAUGCGACGGCCGUAAACCAGGGAUCACUCAUCAGUGUCUUGCACACCUGCUUACAGUUUUGUGAGAAGCCGGACGUCCUCAAAGCGAUUAUUUCUGCGGGUGCCAAUCCUAACGCAAAGGACAGCGAUGGAGAAACACCCCUCCACAACCUCAUGCAAAGAUCGGAAGUGCCUGAAGGUUUCUUACAGCAAUUGCUUGAUGCAAAAGCUGAUGUCAAUGAAGAAGAUCUGGCAUCGCAACGUCCUCUCUUCGAGCUUUGUUCAAGUUCUGGCAAUGUAACGGCCGCUCAGCUCCUGGUCAAAUACAAGGCAGACGUCAUGGACAUCGAUGUCAAUGCUCAGACUGCACUCCACGUGGCGUGUGAGAAUGGGCACAAGAAUUUGGUCAUAUUUCUCAUCGACAACGGCGCGAAGGUUGACGCCCUCGACGCACAGAACCGCACGCCAUUCUUCCUUUCUUGCUGCGCCGAUCACGACGAGACCGCACUUUACUUAAUCAACCAUAUUAAGCAAUCCGACGAAAAGGUCUUUAGGCUUCCUUCAAAAGACGGCAAAACGCCUUUGAGAAAAGCUGCAGCGAAGGGGCACGAGACGAUCGUGCAAGCGCUGUGUGAAAAACUUGGCUACGACAAUUCCAUCCUCAAUGAACAAGACAUUAAAUACCAGCAGACUCCACUCCAUGUUGCUGCACGUAACGGAAGAAAGGGCGUGGUCGAAUGUUUGCUGAAAAACGAGGUUGCAACUAACCUGAAAGACAAGUUUGGGCGCACGGCACUUGCAGCCUGCCUAAGCGGAUGGAUGCCGACUUCUUCGGGCGAUCACCAGGCAGUGUGCAUUUUGUUGAUCGAUGCUGACAAUGAUAGUAACAUCGAUAAUGGCAUCCUUCAAGACGGCUAG
This is a messenger RNA of Parastagonospora nodorum SN15, 3801 nucleotides long. RefSeq lists its product as hypothetical. The record is from RefSeq and is a predicted model, not a curated record. Bases 1 to 3801 code for a protein of 1266 amino acids. Lineage: Eukaryota; Fungi; Ascomycota; Dothideomycetes; Pleosporales; Phaeosphaeriaceae. The transcript is spliced from 7 exons. Gene Ontology annotation, molecular function: protein binding.